Symbiodinium necroappetens is the source of this 822-nucleotide messenger RNA. NCBI's taxonomy places the organism in Eukaryota, Dinophyceae, Suessiales, Symbiodiniaceae. The record is from the annotation of a GenBank genome assembly.
AUGCAGGCUGCCAAAGAAGAGCUCGCAACGCUGCAGGAAACAGAGAGGGGUGCAGAACACGUGCAGUCCGAGACCCUGCAGUUGCAUGCGCAGCUGAGAGUUGCAGAGGACAAAGCCAAGCAUGUUGAGGCGCUGGCAUCCACGAAGAAGGCAGAGCUUGGCGACACCGACGACAAGUUCAGCAAGCAGACAGAGCGAAUGCAGCAGGUGGAGCAGUCGCGAGAUCGCGUGCGAGCAGAAGCAGCCGCCGGCCCAGAGAGCGCUGCCCUUCGAUCCACACCGUGGGCGCCUGCUCUGAAGGCCACGGCCGACGAAGAGGAGGCGCACGUCUCGAAGCGCCUGGAGCAGCUUCGACACGAUCAGGCAGCUGCCGGGGGAAUGCGUCGGAACUUGGAGUCCGAGCUGCAGCUCCUGGGCGCCGAGGCCGAGAAGCUGCGUGGAGAACUGGCCUUUCUCACCAAGGAGAACGCAGAUGCGCAGCAGCGCCUCCACUUGGUUUCGCCUGCCAUGCAAGAGGCCCGUCGGCGUGUGAAGGACUUGGAAUUGCAGAUGCAGGCCGCGAGAGACGAGGCUUUGCAUGAGAAGGAGCUGACUCAGCGGCUCGAGCGCGAGGCCGACGUGUGUCAGGAGAAGCUGCGUGCGCUCCGAGACGAGAACGUCCGCUUGUCCGAGCAUUGCACAGAGCUCGAGGUGCUCGUUUCGAAGCCUAGGGGCUUCACGGGUCGAAACCCCACUGCGUGUGUUGCUAGUUUCCCAUCCGAAGCCGGCUGGAAGAAGAAUCAGCUGCAAGUUGAAAAACCGAAGAGCUCCUCGAAGCUGUGA